This is a messenger RNA of Adineta ricciae, 237 nucleotides long. The record is from the annotation of a GenBank genome assembly. Lineage: Eukaryota; Metazoa; Rotifera; Eurotatoria; Adinetida; Adinetidae.
AUGGGUUAUGCUGACAUAACUAUGAAAGUGGAAGAAGUAUUCAAGGGCGUAACAGCUGGCGAUGAAAUUAUUGUUCGUACUAGUUUACAAGAAGCAAUAUGUGGUCGUAGUAAAACUCCAGUUAGUCAGUGUUGGCAAAUGUGGUUAACAGAAAGCAAAGGAGCACAUUCGUGUUCGGGAAGCACACGAGAUGUUCAAAAGGAUAUUGCUGCUCUUCGACAGCUCGCUAAUAACUAA